AUGCUCCCGCUCCAGACCAUGGACGGCCCGGUCGUUCUGCCACCGCCAGACCAAUCCAGUGCCCUCGCAAUUGCCGAGGUGGGCGAGAAUCGCAACCAGAAGCCCAAGACAUUGCCUUGCAAGUACUGUAGCAAGCGCUUCAGACGCGUUGAACAUGUCCAGAGACAUGAGAGGACUCAUACCAAAGAGAAGCCCUUCUCAUGUGGCUGGGACCGUUGUGGGAAAACCUUUGGGCGACGCGAUCUUCUCGUCCGGCACGAGAAGCUUGUUCACCUAAACGAAGGGCAUAAAGAUGUCUCCAGGCCAAGGAAGCUCUCUGGCACGUCUAUGCACAAGCCAUCUCUGUCCGAUGGCCAUGUCGACCUCGAUGUCAUGGGGAUUCACCGGCUGCGGCCACCCCCUCCGCCUCCUCCUACCACAACCACACUGCUUCCCCCUCAGCCAUCACCGCCGCAACAGCAGCAGCAGCAUCAGCCCCAGGCGCCUCCACCGCCAUAUCAUCACGGCUCCAUGAGUUCAGAUCCUGGAAGCCAUCAUCUUGGCCAGCAAGAUCCUCAAGCAGCAGCGCGAACUGCAGCUUGCAAUCUUGAUCUCCUUUCUGAUGCUGCGUUGGCAAGCGAGGUCAACACUAUCCAACCCUUGCUCAACGGCAUGCCCCAGCAGCCUCCGACUCACGCUAGAGUCAAGAGUUAUCCGGAUACUAUUGAGGGAUAUGCGGAUCGUGCGCGAGCAGAUCCGCCAAUUCUCGCAGCUGCAUUUGGUCCACAGCCUCAACAACCAGCGUACGAGGAUUACAACCUGUUCCUUGACGAUUACACGACACCGCAGCAUUUCCUCCCUCCACACUUUGAGCCCGACCAACAGAUGAACUUUUUUGCUCGAUCUCCGGCCGUGUUUCAACGUGGGGGCUCAAAGCCGAGUUCACAGCUGCCCUCCCGCUUCGGAUCUCUUGCGCCGGAUGUACAGGAGCCCAGCUCUCGACUACACGAGGAGACUUCGCGCUCGCCCCUACGUAUAUCGGUAGUUGACCACGGCGUCAUAAAGAAUCGUCUGGAAGAGUUCUCGUCUGUUCUACCGACUGAUUUCGUCUUCCCUUCUCGCUAUACGCUCACCCGCUUCUUGGAGGGAUACAUUGGAGGGUUCCAUGAGCAGCUGCCCUUUCUGCAUUUGCCUACGUUGUCGCCCACUGAGAUGGCACCAGAGCUACUUCUUGCCAUCUUGUCCGUUGGAGCGCAGUACAGGUUUGAGAGUAAGAGAGGAUAUGCCCUCUGGUAUGCAGCAAAAGCCAUUGCAAUGGAGCAGAUACGACGAAGACAUAGCUCGGAAAUCCAUGCCCUCUUGCCAAACGCAUCAUCCUAUAGCCCUCACUCGACGCGGCCUUCUCCUAGCACUUCUUACCGGCAUUCCUUUGCUUCAGCGCAAUCAGAGAGACCGAUUACCCAAGACACGCAUCGGGAGCCUUAUUCUCCCAACACGCCCCAGUCUAGGUUGGAAACAAUCCAGGCCGUCUUACUCCUAUUCUCGGUUGGGUUGUGGGGAGCCAAGACAAUCCUAAAUGAGGCACUGUCUUUGCAGAGCACCCUGGCCAUCUUGAUUAGAGAAGAAGGGCUUACUGAAGACAUCAGCCAAGCAAGCGUCACGGAUUGGGAUGCUUGGAUCAAGCGUGAAGGGGCCACCAGGACUAAGCUGAUUGCUUACUCCUUCUUCAACCUUUGCAGUAUUGCAUAUGACUUGCCGCCUCUGUUGGUCACAUCAGAACUCAGACUCUCUUUGCCUCUCCCUGCUAGACUCUGGAGGGCGGAGACUGCUUGGCAGUGGCAAGAGCUGCGGCAGUCUACUCCAAUGGUGGAGAUUACCGUUCACGAGGCCAUUGCUCGGCUGUUUGGCCGAACGAACCAGGGACUGCCAAACCAUCUAUCGUCGCUGGGCUUUUAUGUGCUCAUUCAUGUGCUCAUCCAGCACGUGUAUUUCUUGAAGCAAACUUCGCUGGCGGCCGGCUUGCCGUUUGAAACACAACGCACCUUGAAGCCGGAGGAUGUGGAAGAAGUGACCCAGGCGCUACGGGUAUGGCAUACUACGGUCGAACAGCACCAUUAUCUCCUUGCCACAGGAUCAGGACCCUUUGCCAGUACAGACUUUUCCCCUGGUGGCCUGUUGGCCUACAACGCGACGGCUCUUCUGCGCCUCGCGUACAUUCGGCUAUACAGCGAUGCCCCUCCAUGUAGAGAGCUGCAAACAAGGGACUCGAUGCUGAUGGCAUCAGCCAUGAUUUCCACACCACUGGUUGUGCGCAGCGUGCGACUCCAUGGGGCAGUAUUUCAAGCCGUCCAUGCAUUGUCCAUGCUCGUCAAGGCCGGUGUCAAUUAUGUUGCGAGGACCAAGUCUACAGAAUGGAGUAUACAGCAUUCGCUAUGCAACUUUGAAUGCGCCCUUCUUUUAGCCAAGUGGCUCUUGACGCUGGCGUCUCUCACACCUUCCGAUGCUCCCAUCAGCCUUGAUGAGAGGAACCUCUUGGAAACAGUGAGGAGGAUGCUGGACGAAACCGAAUUCGCCGUCCCCGUUGAUCCAUCUUUGGCUGGCGCAAAUUCCAACCCACAGAUGGAAACAGCAACCACGGACCCGAUGAAGUUGAGGCAGUUGGCGAGUGCGGUAGUACGCCUCUGGGCUGAGACUUUUAAGGGCACGCACAUCUUUGAUAUGAUCAAGACAAUGGGGGCCAGCUUGGACGGAUACGCUGAUUUGGUGGACAAGCCGAGGGAUCGUGUAGCCUUGGCACCAACUGCGAACAUAAAUUGA
This is a messenger RNA of Trichoderma harzianum CBS 226.95, 2796 nucleotides long. RefSeq lists its product as hypothetical. The record is from RefSeq and is a predicted model, not a curated record. Gene Ontology annotation, biological process: DNA-templated transcription; regulation of transcription by RNA polymerase II. The coding region runs from base 1 to 2796 and encodes 931 amino acids. Gene Ontology annotation, cellular component: chromatin. Gene Ontology annotation, molecular function: zinc ion binding; DNA-binding transcription factor activity, RNA polymerase II-specific; RNA polymerase II cis-regulatory region sequence-specific DNA binding. NCBI's taxonomy places the organism in Eukaryota, Fungi, Ascomycota, Sordariomycetes, Hypocreales, Hypocreaceae. The transcript is spliced from 5 exons.